AUGGAAAAUCAAGACUCAUCAUUAUUUUUUGGGGAACCUGAUCCACAAAUAGAUUUUUUCGAUUCAUUAAGCUCUGGACAAGAACAACAGGAACAACAACAGGAACAACAACAAGAACAACAACAAGAACAACAAGAGCAAACACAACCACAAACACAACAAGAGCAACCAACAUCACAUUUUGAAGAUGGAGAAAGUUUAUUUGAGUCAUUAGGACAACAAGAUUCAAAUUCUACAAAUACAACCACAAAUAUUGAAUCACCCCCACACCAACAAGAUGAUCAAAGUUUUUUCGAUUCAUUCAAUUCAAGUGAUAGUGGUGUUGGUAUAACAAAUGAACAACCAAAAACUGAACAACCAACACAACCAUUUUCAAACUUAAUCCAACCAAACGAAGUCAUUGAAUUACAAAGUGAUGUAAUUCAACACCAAAACCAAGUCAUUGAACAUCAAAAUAGUAUCAUUGAACAACAUCAAAGACACCAACAUCAAUUUAGUAGUGAUAGUAGUAACAUUGGUAUAGUUGAUAGUUUAAUCGAGAACCCAAUUUUAGUAAGCGAUAAUGUUGUCAAUAGUUUAUCCGAUAGUAUAGUUGGUAAAGAUGACGACGAAACAUCACCUAAUAAUAAUAAUAUUGAUAAUAUUGAUAAUAUUGAUAAUAUUGAUAAUAUUGAUGAUAAUAACAAUAAUACUAAUAAUAAUAAUAAUAGUGGUAAUCAAGAAAAUGAAAACUUGUCAACUUCUUCUUCAAACGAACAUACUCCUGCGCAAUCUGAGCCAAUAGUGACAACUACAGAAGGCAGUAAUAAUAAUAAUGAGAACAACAUAAUUAAUAACAAUGAAAAUAUUUCGAGAGAUGAUGAUAAUAGUAAUAGUAAUAAUAAUAAUAAUAAUAAUAAUAAUAAUAAUAAUAAUAAUAAUAAUAAUAAUAAUAAUAAUAAUAAUAAUAAUAAUAAUAAUAAUAAUAAUAAUAAUAAUAAUAAUAGUGGUGAGAAGGAAAAGGAGAUAUCUUCAUUCUUUAGCUCAGAUGAUAAUGUUAAUAAUAGUGAGGUAUUAUUCUUCAAUUCAACCAAUAGUGACACAAAUAGUAGCGCAAAUAGCAUCGAAACAGUUUCUGUUACAUCUGCAAUUGCAGCUGAGGAAAAGGAUGCUUCUUCCUUCUUUAAUAAUAUUAGUGCAUCACAAGAAUUACAACCACAACCACAACCACAACCACAACCACAACCACAACCACAACCACAACCACAACCACAACCACAACAACAAACACAACAACAACAAUCACAAACACAACAAUCACCAAUUACCAAUAAACCACCAGUUGUAGAAAAAGAUAUUUCUUCAUUCUUUGCACCACCAGAGAUGGAAUCACAAAAUGAUCCAAGUGGUAAUAUUUUCCAAAGUUUUAAUAUUUCGAGUAAUACUCCAAAGAUGGUUUCACAAGUACCACAACCACAACCACAACAACAAACACAACCACCACCACCACAACAACAACAACAACCACAACAACCUCUUCAAACACCAACUAAAUCACAACCACAACAAACCGAAAAAGAUGUAUCAUCAUUUUUUGGAGGUGGUUCUAGUAGUUUUAAACAACCACAACAACCAGAGAGAGAUGUGUCAUCAUUUUUUGGAGGUGGAUCAACAACUAAUGAAGUUUCAUCAUUAUUUGGUUCAAUGACAAUCGAUGAUGGAUCAAACUUUUUUGAUCAAUUAAAUAUGCAACAAGAAUUGGAACAAGAAAAGAAAAGAAAUGAAGAAAUCUUAAGAAAACAACAAGAGGAACAGGCUAGACAACAAUUGUUACAACAACAAGAAUACGAAAGACAACAACAAUUGUUACAACAACAAGAAUAUGAAAGACAACAACAAUUGUUACAACAACAAGAAUACGAAAGACAACAACAACUAUUAAAACAACAAGAAUACGAAAGACAACAAAUGUUACAAAAACAACAAUUUGAACAACAACAAAAGCAACAACAACUACAACAACAACAAUUUGGUUUUAAUAAUAAUAGUAAUAGUAACAAUAGUUUCCAACAACCACCACCAAUGGGACAAUAUCAAAAUCAAUAUCAAUCACCACCAAUGGGACAAUACAACAACAACAAUAGUAGUUUCCAACAACCACCACCAAUGGGUCAAUAUCAUAAUCAAUACCAAUCACCACCUACACAACAAAAUCAAUAUCAAUCUCCACCUUUAAAUCAACAACCAAUGGUAAAUCAAUACCAAAACCAAUAUUCUCCACCACAUUCAAUUCAACAACAACAACAACAACAACAACAACAACAACAACAACAACAACAACAACAACAACAACAACAACAACAACAACAACAACCACCACAACAACCGCCACAACAACCACCACAACAAAAUAACUAUUGGAACCAACCACAACCGCAACCACAACCGCAACCACAACCACAACCACAACCACAACCACCAUCUCAACAUAUAUCUGCAAACCCUGUUUCAUCAACUUCUCAACCAAUACCAGCUCAACAAGCACCACCAAUGAUUCCAUUUAGUAAUUCACCAUCUGGUUCCCCAUUUGGAGGUAAUGCAAUGUCACCACCAAUGAUUCCAUUACAUUCAUCAUCAGGAUCGGUAUCAAGUAGACCACCAAUUAAUCAUCAAAGAGCUGAUUCAUCCGAUCAAUUCUCUAAACUAUUGAGACAACAAGUUGGUGGUACCCAACCAAAUCCAAUGAUACCCUCAGUAAAUAGUGUUCCACCUACUCCAGUUUCUUCAAAUAAUAGUGGUAGUGUUGGUAAAAGUAGUAGUGUUGGUAAAAGUAGUAGUGUACCAUCAUCCGACAAUAACAAUAAUAACCAACAAGCACCACAAAUGAUUCCAGUUAUUAAUAGUCCACCACAAAUGAUCAUUCCAACAUUUUCUCAUAGUCCAUCACAAGGAUCACCACGUGUAGCUCAAGGAUCACCACGUGUUGGAACACCUAAUCCAACACAUCAACAUCAACAUCAUAGUUAUUCAAAUAUGGCACCACCACCACCACAAUCACACACACCACCACCUCCACAACAUCAACCACAACCACACACACCACCACAACAUCAACCACCACAACUAAAUAAUAAAAAUAAUACAUCAUUGGAUAGUAGCAAUGGAGCUAUUCCAUUCUUUAAUAAUAAUGUUGGUAUUGGAUCACCAUCAAUUCCAAUGUCAUCAUCUAAUCAACAAAUCCCACCUCAAUAUCAACAACCAUCAUCACAAUUUGGUGGUAAUCAAGUUAUUAGAAAUCAUUCAUUACCAGAUUUUUCAAAUCAUUUCCCCAUUUCACCAAAUGAUCAAUUUAAUAACAACAAUAACAAUAAUUAUCAAGGAUAUAAUGGUGGCAAUUCAAUGUUUAACGGCCCACCACCACAACAACAACAACAACAACAACAACAACAACAACAACAACAACAACAACAACAACAACAACAACAACAACAACAACAACAACAACAACAACAACAACAAGGUAUGAUGCCAAUUAAUAAUAAUAAUAAUAAUAAUAAUAAUAAUAAUUUCUUCCAUCAUGCAAGAUCAACAUCAUGGAAUGGUAAUGAUGCACAUCAACGUGGUAUUCCAUUUUAUUCACGUCCACAUCCAGUAUUUGCAUUUGGUUUUGGUGGUAAAGUUGUUUCAAUUAAAUCAAAUUCUGGUAUUCAAGUAACUCAACCAGAUGGUACAGUUAAAACUUCUAAAUAUUCAAUUCAAAUAUCACCAAUUAAAUCAUUGAUUGGACAUAAUACAUUUUAUAAUAAUUUAUCAACGUUCCCAGGUCCAUUAACUUCAUCAUCAUCAAAGGAUACUAUAAACAAAUGGAUUAGUGAACGUGUUCAUGAUAUUGCAUCUGGUAAAAUAGAUCAACUUUGUUCAAAAGAUUCUGAAGCAUCGACUAUUCUUUGGGAACUUUUAAAGAUAUUAUGUAAUAACUAUGGUAAUCUUAUGAAUAGCUCCGAUAAGGAUGAUAAAUCGGUUGCAAAAUCAAUUCAAUCACUUUUAUCCGAUAAUAAAACUACACCAACUUUAUUCCAACCAACUCAAAAGAAUAUUGGUAGAUCCGAUGCUGAUUCUAGUUUACUCUUGAAUAGAGUUCAAUCUUUAAUGACUCAAGGUGAUAUCAUUGCUGCUCAUCAAUUUGCUUUGGACAAUGAGUUAUGGUCUCAUGCUUUAGUUUUAGCUCAUCAAUUAGGUGCUGAAGUUUAUGGCCGUACAAUGUCAAUCUUUACCAAUUCCUCAUUACCAACUGGUUCACCAUUAAAAACACUCUAUAUUCUUUAUUCUGGUAAUACUCGUGAUUUAUUUAAAGAUAUUCCACAAGGUAUUACUAAUAAUAAUAAUAAUAACAAUAAUAAUAAUGGUGCAUUCUUAGAUAGUUGGAAAGAAAAUAUUGCAACAUUAUUAUUUAAUGGUAAAGCAAAUGGUUGUAAAGUUAUUGGAGAGAUUGGUGAUUGUAUUUGGCAAGUUCAAAAACGUAUUGAAGCUGCACAUAUUUGUUACCUUUUAGCUGAUUAUCAAUUUGGACCAAUAAAUAAUCCAGGAAGUAGAAUUGUAUUAUUAGGUGGUGAUCAUAAAAUUGAUAAACAUUUCAUUACAAGUGAAUCACUUCAAAGAUCUGAAAUUUAUGAAUUCUCUAAAAUAUUAGGUAAUUCACAAUAUUCUUUACCAAUCAUUUUCGUUUAUAAAUUUAUUUAUGCAACUUAUUUAUGUGAUUUAGGUUUAGUUGAUUUAUCAUUAAAAUAUUUAAAUCAUAUUAAACAUUUAUUAAAGAAUCAUCAAGUUUCAAAUCCAUGUUUUAUUUAUCAAUUAGAUACAUUUGCAGAGAGAAUUACAUCAUUCUCAUCAAAUAAUAAAUUAUCAGCAUCAGGUUCAUGGAUUCCUUCAAUCUUUACAAAAGGCUUCAAGAUUUUAGGUGGUAGUAAUAGACAAGUACCAACUGUUGGUGCUAAUAAUAAUAAUAAUGAAAUGAUUUCACCUCCUUCAAUUGUAACUGGUUCAUCAACCCCAAUUUCAACACCAACCAAAUCACAACAACAACAACCACCAUCACAACCAAUUUCUGCUUCUAAAUUACCAUUUAAAAAAGAUGAAGAUGAUGAAGAUUCCUAUAGUUCUUUCAGUACAAAACCAAAAGCAUCAUCAACUAAUAAUAAUAGCAGCAACAAAGUUGAUUCUGAUUUAUCAUCAACUUCUGAUAAUACAGCAUCACCUUCAUCACCAUCAAAAGAUGAAAAUUCAAAUGAAACUAAAUCCGGUUUAUUGGCUGGCCUAUUUUGGAGAAAGAAACCAAAGACCAAAGAAAUCAAUUUAGAUAAUAAUAAUGAUUUCUACUAUAAUGAAGAAUUAGGUAAAUGGGUUGAAAGAGGCAAAGAAGCAGAGGCAAUCGCCGCUAGUCAACCACCACCCCCACCACCAACUGAAUCUUAUUCACCAUCUCAUACUGAUGGUAUGAGUACUCCUCCACCAUUUGGUGGUGGUGGUAAUGCCAGUCCUCCUUCUGUAUUAUCAUCUUCACCCUCUACAAGAUUACCUUCAGGUGGUGGUGGCGGCGGUAGUGGUAGUGGUGGUGCACCAUCAUCUGAUCCAUCUCAACCACCAGGUGUAAAUAAAUACUCUUUGGUUUCUCCAGGUGGUCCAAACACAAGAAGAAAACCAAGAUAUGUUGAUACUCUCAAUCAAACAGUUUAUACUGGUGGUGUAAAUAAUUCUUCCUCUCAAUCGUUACCACCAAAACCACCAACUUCAACUUUUACUCCAUUCAUGCCUGCUUUUGAUCCUUCUGCUGCUAUUGUCGAACAACAACAACAACCACCUCAACCACAACCAAUGAUGCCUGCUUUUGAUCCAUCAGCAAAUUAUGACGUUAAUAAUCAACAACAACAACAACAACAACAACAACAAGAUUUUAAUAAUCAAAAUCAAUCACCUCCAAUAUUUUUUAACUCUCAACAAUAA
Messenger RNA from Dictyostelium discoideum AX4, 5979 nucleotides. RefSeq lists its product as hypothetical. The record is from RefSeq and is a predicted model, not a curated record. NCBI's taxonomy places the organism in Eukaryota, Evosea, Eumycetozoa, Dictyosteliales, Dictyosteliaceae. Bases 1 to 5979 code for a protein of 1992 amino acids. Gene Ontology annotation, cellular component: endoplasmic reticulum. The transcript has 2 exons.